Astrephomene gubernaculifera is the source of this 4265-nucleotide messenger RNA. NCBI's taxonomy places the organism in Eukaryota, Viridiplantae, Chlorophyta, Chlorophyceae, Chlamydomonadales, Astrephomenaceae. The record is from the annotation of a GenBank genome assembly.
GCCGACCAGGGGAUGGUCUAUGCCGAUUCCUCUCUGUCCCUCUUCUACCAUUUCAGCAGUCCUACGAAGACCGCGCCCCGGGUUCCUCGGUCAAGCCACUCAUCAGCUGUAGUUAUUAACGAUAACGGAAGGAAGCAAACCAACUCUCCCCAUGUUACAUUCCAAGCUGCAGCUUAGCCCGUCCUUGUGUAGCUUACAACUGCGCGUAUGACAGUCAAGAAGUAGGACCUGAAGUGUAGGGGUCCAGUUACCUUUGCUGGCAUAGGUCUAGGCAAACGUGUGUGCGGCUUAUUGCAUCAGAAACAACGCAAUGUAAUUUUUCUACCCAUGGCAACUGCUGUGCAAGGGAUACCUGCCGACUAGUUUGGGAUGUACUCGCUAUAGACCUCCUAGGAAAUUUUAAGGCUGACAGCCUUCCAAUGGCGACUGAGGAAGUAAGCCUGGUCAUGCAGCAGGAGCUUGGGGUUUCAUUGCGGUCCUCAGGCCCUGAGCAGGAAGAUGGCCUUUCCACCCAUGACCGCGACACCAUCGGCAACAGCGAUGGAGAAGAUGACCUUUGUGAAGCCUACAACAUCCUCCUUAGCCCGGGAGUUGCGACCGUGGAACGGAUAAACCAGCCAAACCUUCCAUCGCACCGCAGCGCACAUGAAGCAGCCGCAGCAACAGCAGCAACCGCCGGAGCAAGCCCGGCUCUGGCUCCCUCGGGCGCUGCCAACUCGCAAGGAAGCAGCGGAGGCACCAUGGCCCGAGGCUACAACCACCUCCUCAGCGGCCUCCGCCACCCCAACGUGACAGCGCCGCACGCGGCAACCAUGAGGUAUGAGGGCGAGGCGGCUCAUGAUCCCCGAGAAGGAGGAAAAAGAGCAGCUGCGACAAGCGGAUUUGAAGGCCUGCCAGCAGUGGGUGCAACUGCUGCUGCUCAGCCACACCCCCGGCGGACCAUGCCACAGCCGCGGCAAGCGGCGGGCAACGCAGCAGGCACAGCCCCAGCAGCAACACACGCGACGUUAGGCAGUCCGGGAGGGCAGCUCGGACGCGGGGCACGGCAGCGGGGCGCCGUCCAGCAGCAGGGGAUCGCGAGGGAAGGAGCUCCGGGUGGUGGCGGCGGCGGCGACGGAGGGCAGCUCUGCAACGCCAGCUGCGCCUACGAUCGGGACGUUGUGCUGCGCUACCAGAAGCCCCAGCAGCGCCUGAACGGCAGCAUGGCCAUCCGCAACUUCUUCCCGGAGCAGGUGCAGGCCAUCGCCCGCACCGGCAUGCCGCAGAGCGUCGACCUGUGGGUAAGGAACGCCGGCGGCCAGCUGCACCCAUACCCCUUCGUUGCCACCAUCCACGUCUCCUGCAAGGACAAGGCCUCCUAUCGGAUGUCAAAGUUCCUGGAGCUGGCGCGGUUCCUGGGGUUGGCUGAGGGAGAGGUGGUCCGGCUGAAGCGGCUGCCCGACGGCCGUGUGCUACUGGAAAGGGGCGUGAGCGCGUCAGGCCUGGGUCUCAUCAAACUUCCCAACAGCACCUUCGCCCACGACCGGGUCAACGUGCCCAGGACGGUCAUGCGGCAGCUGCUGGGCGUUGAGGUCGAGGCGAGCGGGGUGGAGAGCGUCCCGGUGGAGCUGGCGCCGGGGGAGGGUGUGGAGGGGCAGGUGGAGGAGGUGCGGGGGGCCAAAGUGGCCAAGGUGCGGACCAAGCCGCGUCACGAGUGGCGCAUGCGUGGUCUCAUGCCCUGGCUAAGGGCGAGGGGAAGCAAGCAAGGAGACUAUCUGCUCCUAUCGGUGAAGCCCCAAGAAGGAGCGAAUGGAGGGCAGCAGGCGGAUGCUGUGGUCGUCGGGGCUGGUGGGGAUGCCGCCGCAGCGACGGCGACGGCGCCGGCAUUCCCCGGCGGCGUCACCUUUUUGGUGGGACUGAUGCAACCUGACGCGGAGGAUGCGGGGGAAGAGGUUCCGGAGCCUGGAGAGGAGCAGGCGGCAGUGGAGGCGGCAGCAGCACCCGGGCGCCUCAACGCCUUCAGUCCGAGCAGCGCCCCAGCAGCAGCCACCCCUGGAGCAGCGGCGGCGGCAGGGGAGCAGCAGGCGCGAGGGCGGCGACGGAAGAGCUCUAAGCGCCCAACGAGGCUGACAACUGCUGCGGCGGCGCGUGCGGUGGGAGGGCAGGGCAGCGGCGAGCGGGCGGUCGCAGCGGGGGCUGCCAAAGCUGCCGGUGGUGGUAGCCGGCAUGAGGGUGGCAUGGGCGGCAGGGUCCGAGGCGAAACCCGGGCUGCAGCUGCAGCGGCCGCUGCAGGUGGGGCCGCCGCUUCCCUGGUGCCGCCGCAGGCUGAUGUGCCGGUGGAGGAGCAUGCAGCGGCAGCAGAGGGUGAUUGGGACAUGGACGGGGUGGGCAGUUGCAUGGAGCGGGGAGAGAGCGGAGGGGAGAGGGGCCGCAGCCGCAGCCCCAGCCGUGAUCGCUCGGACUCGCACCAUCGCAGUCGUUACAGUGGGAGCCGCCGCCGCAGCCGCCGUGAAGGCAGUCGCAGCCGUAGCCCAGGCCGUAGCCGAAGCCGUAGCCGUAGCCGAAGUCGAAGCCGCCGACGGCACCGCCGGCACCGCAGCAAGCGGCGGCGCCGUACUCACAGCCCCCGCAGCCGAAGCCCCAGACGUCACGGCAGCAGCCAUCGCCACCGGAAGCGCCGGCACCACAGCCGCCGCCGAAGCCGAAGCCCUAGUCGCGACGACGGCGGCGGUGGUGGUGGUGGUGGCGGCGGCAGUGAAGGGAGUCGUGGCCGUCGCGGCGACCAUGGCGAGGCUCACACUGGCAACUGCCACCACAGCGGCAGCAGCAGUCGGGAUCCCAGCAGCGAUUCGGGGUACAGCCACCACCGUAGCCGGCACCGGCGCUAGCGUCGUCAGGGGCAUAUGGGGAAACUGGCAUGAACGCAUCAUGGAUGGGGCUUGCAGAACAGCCAGCUGGGUGUUGGAUGAGGCCUGAUGCAACGGGGGGUUCCGGCGACAGAGGCGGGCGACUGAUGACUUGUGGGAGUAGGGUACAUGAAAGUGAUUGGGCAGAGUGAAACGUGGACUGGGUUGGCGUCGGGGGGGCGCAUCUUGCAGGGCUGAGCUGUAGAGCUGAAGCGUGUAUUAAUUGGCCAGGAAUGAGGGUUAGGCGCGCGCUGCAACUUACCGCAGCAACAAUAGGGUGUGUGCAUGUGAAGGGGGUAGGCGCAUAUGCAUGUGCAUGCAUGGAUUGCCGUACUAUUCCGAAACACAAUUUUUACGGCAUGGCUCAUGAGAUUUGGGAACUGCUCAAGGGUGUAUGACGCACGUGUCUUGACAGGAAGUCUUGAUGGGGACCCUUUUCUUUUGGGAGUCCUGUGCGUGUUGAGGUCUCCUUCCAUAGGAUUGGGGCCUGUCCUGUUGGCCCCCAAAGCUUUAUCCACAGCCUUGGGAAACCCCAUGUGCUGGUUGAUCGCGCACCAAGUUCAGUAGCGUGCGCGGUGGUUGUUGCAUGCUGGAAACGCGCGUAGUGCUGCCUGUGACAUGCUUUUAUUUCCAUUGCGUUUGGUUUGUUACUGUGCAACCAGUUCAAAUGCGUCUGUGAUGACUACACUUUUGGUCUUGAACGGGGUGCUUGAACGAGGAGGGAACCUCCCAGAUUACCGGCGGGGCUUUCUGCGCCCCGGUUCCGAACAUGGAAGGACGCCUGGGCGUUGCGGCAUUCCCGCCUGCCGAGUGCUGCUUUCCCUUUGUUAGUUCAUGCCAGCAGUUACGCUCCGGGGCAAUCAAGUCACCGUGAAGUGCUGUUUACCGUCGCCCAAAGCACUAAUCCAGCAACACACAUUGCUUGUUGAAGUGCCACGGCAUUGGUAGCCAGCUAGCUUCGGUACCGGCAGGCUAUAUGUACGCGUGUCAUGGCCCACGAAGCAAUCCUGGCGACAGCAACGCAGUCUGCGGCCGACAUGUCCGUGUGUAUCACAGUGUGUUAUGACUUUCAAACGCCGCGGUUGAAACGGCUGAAGGUGCUGGCUUGCUGACGCUUUUGUUGUGUGGGAGAAAGCCAGUUGCAAUGGCUGGGGCGGGGAUUGGUGGGGAGAAGUUGCGUGUCUGCUAGGUCGUUAGCAGAAUCUUCUAGCGGCGCCCAUACCCUCAUCUACCUCGCUGUCCCCUCGGACUGACGCUCACCAACUUGGGAAUCGGCCCUGCUCAUCAUCAUCGACCUUUCCCUCCACUGCCCGGCCCUCCCUCGCUGCAUAUGUCCCUACCACCCCAGCCCUGACCACAUGCACGCGUGCAAACUCCCUG